Messenger RNA from Euleptes europaea (tarantolino), 1728 nucleotides. RefSeq names its product lysine rich nucleolar protein 1 (gene KNOP1). The coding region runs from base 1 to 1728 and encodes 575 amino acids. The transcript has 4 exons. NCBI's taxonomy places the organism in Eukaryota, Metazoa, Chordata, Lepidosauria, Squamata, Sphaerodactylidae. The record is from RefSeq and is a predicted model, not a curated record.
AUGAUCAUAAAAGAUGCCAAGAAGUACAAUUUUGAGGGAGCUGUGCAGAAAAAGAACAAAACGAAAAGGGCUACCAGGAAUCCACUUGUUACAAUAGAUGGUGCUGAUGAUGAUACUCAGUUCAGUAUACCCUCAAAGCCCAAGAGGGGAAAAAAGAAACGCCCAGUAGAAGGGAACAAUUCCAAUCAAAAGAAGAAGAAAAAACUGAAUUCUAAUUUAAAGAAUUCAGCAUGCAUGGACCUUCCUAUUACUAUACAAAGCAGUUCCGGUUCAGAAUCAAUAGAAGAAGCAGAGAAAUCACCUAAGGCUUUAAAGAAAAAGAGAAAACGAGGACUUUCCUGCAAGCCAGAGAGCGGUCCUGAAAUUCCAAACCAAGGCCAAACAACAGAAUGUCAGGAAGCCAAUUUCCUUGUUGGUAAGAAACGCAGAAGGAAUGUCCCGGACACCUGUGGAGGUGACGGUGGAUACAAUACAAAGAGAAAGAAGAAGAAGAAACGCAAGCUUUCUUGCUCCUUGAUUCUGUCACAUGCUGAAGAUGAUCAUUCCAAAAAAGACUUGCCCCCCACAAUGACAACCAUUUCUCAUGAAAUGAUGCUCUCAGAUAGAAAACACGCUCUUAUCCAGAACGCUGUGAGCAAGGGGGAAAGCAAACAUAUUUGCUGUUUAGUAUCUACGGACAGUCGAGGAACCAGAAAUGGGGUUUUGGAGAGAGUGACCGCAGACUCUACUUAUGAGGUGCAAGAAGAAAACAACCACAAGGACACAGCCCACAUAUUGAAAAAGAGAAAGCAAGUAAAAGAGCAGAAGGGGAAGAAAAAAUUGAAGAAGAAGAAGUUGAAGGAGGAGGAAGGUGAUUUCGUUUUGACAUCAGCAGGUAACCAGGAAAACCACCCUGCUGAAACACGUUGGAAGACCAAAUCUGGAAAGAAAAAGGAGAAAACAGAUCUGAUCCAGAACUCUGAAGGAGACAGCAAAGGCCUCAAGAAGAAAAAAAUCUGCACCAGAGUUGCAAACAGUUACCCCGAUCUUCUGGAGGGCGAUGAAGCUGCUUUUGACAGGGAGGGAAAAGCAGCGGCGGCGGCGAGAAGAGCUAAAAAGAAAGCCAAAAAAUCAAAGAAGGAGCGAGACCGAGCCGCAAGGUUAGAGAGCAGCAGCUUCCGGGAGAAGAGUGACAAGCUGCGAGCCACCACAAAGAGGAAGGCGAGGAAGAGUGAGGGGGCUGAGGAGGAGCCUGUUUCAAAGCAAGCGAAGAUCAAGAAAGAAGCAAAGGAAAGGGAAGAUGAAAUCCAAGUUGUAGCCAUUAAGAAAGGAAACUGUGAUGAAGUACGAAUAGACAAGUUGAGACGGCAGGCUCUCCAAGAAGAGAUCGACCUGGAAUCUGGCAAAACGAAGGCCGUCAAGGAAGACGAGGAAUCGGGUCACUGCUUUGGCCAGUGGGGCACAGCAACCUUUGACAGCGCCGAGCAGAAGUCAAAAUUUCUCAGACUGCUGGGUGGUUUUAAGAAAGGCCCCGCUUCCACUCAGGAGUGGCCGGCAAAGGCGAGGCAGCAGAACAUGGCCUUGGCCCGGCAUGGAGAGGAGAAACUGCAGCAGACCCUGCAGGCUGAAUUCGAGAAGGCGAUGGAUUGGAAGCAGCGGCGAGGCGCGGGCCUGGGGUUCCAGCCGGCUCCUCAGAAAUGGGCGUACAUCGAUAAACACGCUUCGAAAUCGAUAAAGUUUGAGGACUAA